CCUGCGCUGGCGGGUUCGGCGUUGUCAAUUUCAAAAAAAAGCCGCGAAUCCGGCGUCGGUUCCUCUGUUUUAAAAAACUUCUGGACGGUGUCGUGUUCUUGCUCGAGUUGGAUGAAACGGUUGAGUUUCUGCCGCCAAGUUUCGUUGAUCCGAUCCGGGAAUCGAGGUUGGAGCGAGGGCGGUUGGCCCGGCCUGUCCCGCUCGGUGCAGCCGCUGAGGGCUCCCAGCGCCGCAUGGAGCGACACCAGGGGCAGCGGCGCCGCUCUCCGCAGCGCGGCGACAGGUUCCAGCGAAAGAAACUCUUGGGAACUUCGGGCACCUGCGUCAGGGAGGCUGCCCUCGGGCCGCAACGUGAAGAAGCAGAAGGAAAGAACAAAUUCAACAUGAAUAUCAAAACAUUGACUGAUGAUGUGCUGGACAGAUUUGCAAGCAUCCGAAUUCUAGGCAGUAGGCGUGGUAGGCCGCCUCUUCCAAAUGUUAAACAGCCACAACUUCCCAGGAAUGACUGGUCUGGAAUAUCCCCAGAAAAUGAAAACUCAAAUCAGCUGCCAGAAAAGGAAGUGAUUUUACUCUUUGAAAAGAUGAUGGAAGAUAUGAACUUAAAUGAAGAUCGAAAGGCUCCUCUGCGUGAGAAGGACAUUCAUAUGAAAAGAGAAAUGGUUGUCCAGUACAUUGGUGCAGCUUCAAAUACAGGUGGUUUGAAGAACAAGCAAUACAGUGCCACGUUACCCCAUGAGUUCAUCCAUGAGCUAAAAACAGGCAUUGGAGAUGAAAGACUUCUUAAUUCUCUGGAAUCCCUUCGUGUUUCAUUGACCAGCAAUCCUGUCAGUUGGGUUGAAAGCUUUGGAAAUGAAGGUUUGGGUCAGCUGUUGGACGUCCUGGAGAAAUUGCUUGAUAAAAAGCACAAAGAAAUAAAUGACUUCAAGAGUCAGCAUAAAGUGAUUCAGUGUUUGAGGGCAUUCAUGAACAACAAGUAUGGAUUGGAAAGAAUCUUGGGUGAAGAGCGAAGUAUAUCCUUGCUGGCCAGAGCUGUUGAUCCCAAGCAGCCAAACAUGAUGACAGAUGCAGUCAAGCUUCUAUCUGCAAUCUGUAUUGUUGGCGAAGAAAAUAUCCUUGAAAAAGUUUUAGAAGCCAUAACUACAGCAGGAGAAGUAAGGAGAUGGGAAAGAUUUUAUCCCAUUGUGGAAGGUCUACAUGGCACCUCUGUGCAAUUGCAGGUGGCAUGUAUGCAACUCAUAAAUGCACUUGUGACCACUCCUGAUGAUUUAGAUUUCAGGAUGCACAUACGAAAUGAGUUUGCACGCUGUGGUCUGAAAGAUCUACUUCAAGAGUUAACAUUCAUUAAAAAUGAUGCAUUGGAUAUCCAGCUGAAAGUAUUUAAUGAGCACAAGGAAGAAGAUAUGGUUGAGUUUUCACAUCGCCUAGGAGAUAUUCGAACUGAAUUGGAUGAAAUAAAUGAUGUGUAUAGUAUGCUGUCUAAUGCAGUGAAGGACACGGAGGCUGAAAGUUACUUUCUUUCCAUUCUUCAACACUUGUUGUUAAUCAGGAAUGACUAUUUUGUUAGGCCGCAGUAUUUUAAGAUAAUUGAAGAAUGUGUUUCUCAGAUUGUGUUGCACCGCAGUGGCAUGGAUCCUGAUUUUACUUACCGCAGACGAUUAGAUGUAGAUUUUGAACAUCUUAUAGAUGUUUGUGUUGACAAGGCAAGGGUUGAUCAAUGUGAACAAAUGCUUUCAGAAUUGACUAGAAAGAUUGAUGAAGAAUUUACAGCUCGGCAAGAGGCACAGGCUCAAAUGCAAAAAAAAGGAGAAGAAAUCAAUCAGCUUGAAGCUGAAUUGCAGAGUCUCAGAGCUCAGCUUACAGGAUCAUCAAUAAAUCUUUUGGCCACAAUGUCCAGUGCAGAAAGUGGAGUGGCAAAAGACAAUUCUCCAUGUCAAAUUGGAGUGCCACCACCACCUCCAUUGGUAGCAGGAUCUGGAAUACCUCCUCCUCCUCCUCCUCCUCCUCCACCUCCUCCUCCUCCACCUCCACCUCCACCUGGAUUUACAGGUGGGCACUGCUCUCCAACUCCUCAUUUGCUGCCACAUGGAUUGAAAGCUAAAAAAGACUUCAAACUGGAUAUUAAUAUGAAAAGAAUCAACUGGUGUAAGAUCAGACCAGUUGAAAUGCCCGAGAACUGUUUCUGGAUAAAAGCAAGUGAAGACAAAUACGAAAGUCCUGACCUGUUUGCUCGGAUUAGUGCAAUCUUCGGUGCACAGAAACGAGGUGAAAAAGGUGAAUAUCAAGAAAGAAAAAAUAUCAAGAAGAAAAUUAAAGAGCUUAAGGUCUUAGACCCAAAGAUAGCACAGAAUCUGUCUAUUUUUCUUGGAUCUUUUCGGAUGCCUUAUGAGGAAAUUAAAAGGAUUAUUUUGGAAGUAGAUGAAGACCAAUUGACUGAGUCCAUGAUCCAGAACUUGCUGCACCAUCUACCAGAACAAGAACAGGUGGUUACCUUGGCACGUUUCAAGAAUGAUUAUAAUAACUUGUCAGAACCAGAGCAAUUUGGAGUAGUGAUGAGCAGCAUCAAGAAGCUGCGUCCACGGCUGAAUGCGAUUCUAUUCAAGCUUCAGUUUGAAGAGCAGGUGACUAACAUCAGACCUGACAUUAUGGCUGUCACUACUGCAUGUGAGGAGAUAAAGAAGAGCAAGAACCUUGGCAAACUGCUGGAGCUGGUGUUGCUGAUUGGAAACUACAUGAAUGCUGGGUCUCGAAAUGCUCAAACAUAUGGCUUCGACAUCACCUUCCUGUGCAAACUGAAUGAUACCAAAUCAACAGACCAGAAAAUCACAUUUCUGCAUUUCCUAGCACAAAUUUGUGAGGAGAAAUAUCCAGAUGUUUUGAAGUUUACAGAUGAUCUACAAAAUGUGGACAAGGCUGCUAAAGUAUGUGCAGAAAACUUGGACAAGAGCCUUAAGCAGAUGGAGAAACAGCUUCAACAGCUUGAAAAGGAUUUGGAGACUUUUCCUCCAGCAGAGGACAUGCAUGACAAGUUUGUGACAAAGAUGUCCAGUUUUGCCAGUUAUGCCCGUGAAGAGUACCAUAAACUGGCCAACAUGCACAAAAACAUGGAGAAGCUGUACCAUGAUUUGAUGCACUAUUUUGUUGUCAAUCCAAAGAAGGUCACAGUAGAGGAGGUUUUUAAUGAGAUCAGUAACUUCAAAUCCAUGUUUUUGCAAGCUGUUAAAGAAAACAUGAGGCAGCGAGAAGCAGAAGAAAAGCUGAGGCGUGUCAGGCUGGCCAGAGAGAAGGCAGAGAAAGAAAAACAGGAGAGACAAAAAAAGAAGCAACAUCUGCUGGAGAAGAAUUCAGAGGGUGAUGAGACAGGAGUGAUGGAUAGCCUGCUGGAGGCGCUACAGUCGGGUGCUGCUUUCAGAGACCGAAGGAAGCGGACACCAAGGCCUAAAGAUACUCGGCAGAGCACAAGUCCAAAUUCACAAUGUCCUGUUUUGAAGACAUGGAAUCAAGAAAAUCAAAAGGCACAAAUGGAAAGGUCGCGUUCUCGCCAGAAUAUCCACUUCAACGCAACAAGAAUUCCAAUCGGCAAGGAACUCAGUUAUGAAGUAGAGGCUCAUUCAUCUACCACAAGAAGUAAAGCUGUCAGAAAAAGGGAGGGACAUGCUGUUUUAGACAUCAGGGAGAAGGAAAUGAAAGCUAUUAGUUCCAGUGCUAAAGGUGAUGCUGUUCCUGAAGUAGAAGCACUUCUGGCUAGGUUACGUGCUCUAUAGAGCCGAGAUCAGCACAGAUCUAACUAUGCUGAAAAGCUCUGAAAUGCUAAAGCCAUAAUAAGACCAAGCCAGUGGCUAACUUCAGAUGUAAAUUCCCAAAACUAUUGGUAUAGGCACUUUGUGAAUUGAGAAAAGCCAGUAAUGAUUGAAUUUGAGAUUAAAGAGCAGAAACCAUUUUUCAGUAUGGUAAAGCAAAGCUGCCGACCUUGUGCCUGUCUGCCCCAUGCCUGCAAUUAUUUAUCCCACUUAUCUGGGAAAUCUACUGAUCCAAAUUGACUUCUGUUUUCCUUACAGUAUCUUGCCUCUAAAUCAGAUUAUGCUUCAACUAUUUUCAAUUUGCAAAGUAACACAUCCAGUGUGUUUGCAAAAAAUCAGCAAGGUCUCAAACCAUUUUUAAUUUUAAUCACCUUUAAAUCAGAAAUACAAGAUUUUAUUCAACUGCAACAGUGAAUUCUUCAAUACAUAAUGGCUAAAAAUUUGAUAGGAAACUACCUUAGCACCCACUGUGUGAACAGAGAUAUUUUGAUUGUUCAAUUAUUUGCUUCAUAAUGGAAUAUAAUUUGUUUUUAACAAUGUGGGACUAGGCAAGUACUCAGAAACCUAAUAUAAAUUAUACCAUACUUCCUUGCCACCUAUCGCAAAAAUUAUUAUUUAACACAAACUACAGUGGGGUGCGUAUUUAGCAGGGUAUUGCAAUAACAUUGCUUAUGUACCAAAGAACAACAUAAACUGCAUAAAACUGAAUUUAAGACAUUGCAUAUAUAAACAUUUGUAGAACUGUUUUCUCUAAAAUAUUCAUAUCUAUAUAUAUAAUAUAUUCUUUACAUUCAUUUAUUUCACAUGAUUGUUUACAUUGACUGUUGGAGCAACAUUUUAUUUUGUUAAUUUUUAUCAUACUUAUUCUUUGAAGCAAAAAUAUAUAAGCAUCAAAGCAAUCUAGUUAGACACAGUGCAAGAUGCUGCUCGCCAUCAUUAUAUCUUUACAGCAUUAGCUAUUGAUUAGACUUUGAUGUAACAAGUUAAUUUGUUACCCAUAUAUUCUGAACAUGCUAUUUGUUACAUCUGAACAUAUAAACUAUCAUUUAUUAUUUUUAUAUUCAUUUCUCUUCAUGUACUUCCUGAUUUUGUAUAACCUGUUGUUUUACAUUGCAAGCAGACUGCUCAUCUCUCCUUGUACUGUCAAGUCACUUCCAACUGGCUAUCAUCCACUUUUCAGGAUCAGUGUUGAUAAGAACAAAAUAAUACCUUUGCACACAUUAUGCAAGGUAAAAAAGGUCCAGGAAUGUAUGGCAGAAAGCUUUAAAACUGCCUUUUGAAUUUGAGUUUAUUUGGACCAAAUGGUAUACCAGCACUAACAUUCAACCACACACAUCUGUAAUUCAGUACACAUAUUCAUUAUUGUAUACCUGAAUAGUGAGAGUGAACAAAUGCAUUCAUAGCCUAAAUUUAUUUAAAACUAUUGAUAGGUUUUGUACAAAAUUAUGCAAUUCUUCUUGUGAUUUGGCAUUGCAAAUAAAUUUCGCAAGGAAGUUUAAUACUUACAAAUUAUACAAACAUUUCUUGCCGUAAAACAUAUAUAAAUGUAUUAGUAAGGUCCUUACAUAUAACAUUUGUAUCUGCUCCAUAGCAGAACAGACUUAUUAGAAAUUUACAUGUUCCAAAUUUCUAAGGGCAUUACUCACUUUGUCAUUAUGCUUGCUGGUCUGACUUCCUGUCUUAAUUCCUUAAUGUAAUGGGUAAUGGAUAUUUAGUUGAU
Molecule: messenger RNA, 5517 nt
Organism: Pristis pectinata (smalltooth sawfish)
Lineage: Eukaryota; Metazoa; Chordata; Chondrichthyes; Rhinopristiformes; Pristidae
Product: protein diaphanous homolog 3-like
Exons: 28
Coding region: 234-3761 (1175 amino acids)
Biological process (GO): actin filament polymerization; actin cytoskeleton organization
Cellular component (GO): actin filament; cytoplasm
Molecular function (GO): actin binding; microtubule binding; small GTPase binding
Source: RefSeq, a predicted model, not a curated record